CCGCGCGCGCCCAGCCGCAGGAAUGUUCUGUUCGGCCCUGCGGCGCGCGCGCGGAGGGAGAGGGAGGAGCCAGGCCUGGGAAUGAGGGGGUGGAGGUAGUGCAGGUCCCUGGGCUCUGGAGAACUGCCGCGCUCAGGGGACCUCCAUGUUCCCCUCUCCCCAGUCCUCCGCGAAACCCCUGCCUGUACAGACUUGUGUAAAAAAAAAAAGGACUAUUGGGGGGAGGGGGAAACUCCGAAGGAAAUGCGUGUGCUUGGUUCCUCCACUCCUUCCCCCAUCCCCGGUCGGGGCACGCGCCUGAGUGCAAAAGCUUGCAAAGCCUCCCGGCUGUAGAGAGAGAAUUCUUGCAAGCAUUCUCCCGAGCCAGGUGUGUCUGCAAAAACGUGUGUGUACACCUCUGAUUUUAUGCGCGUGCAGACAUGCAUGUGCACUAUUGCAUAUUUGCAAAUGCGUGGUGCCUGCCAAAAUAAAUGCAUGCACGGAUGUGUGUCUUAAGCAAGCAAGCGCGCGGCGGUGCGAGUGUGUGUGUGUGUGUGUGUGUGUGUGUAUGUGUGUGUAUAUAUGUGUGUGUGCGCUCCACUCCCAGCUCUGCUCAUCUUGGUGCCCGGCCCCCUUAGCUCUCUAAGCCCCACCCCCCACCCCUCUAGGCUUCGCUUUUACAAAAGGUCUCCCCAGUGCUAGCUGCCGAGGCGCCCAGAGUGAGCUAGACCGCGGCAGGAGCGGCAGCCCCGGCUCUGCGCCCCGCCCAGUCCCUUUCCCCUGCUGGGGAUCCCCCUCUUCCCCGCCCACCCCUUACCCCCCAUGCAGCCCGGCGCCCUACGCUAGCCCUCCCCCUCCCCCCCUCCAGGAGCGGGGCGCCGCCGGGGGAGGAGGGGGAAUCGGCUGCGGGUUCUCGGUGUUCCCAGCACCCAGCUUCCCUCCAAGCCGGGUCGCGAUGUACGACUGCAUGGAAACAUUUGCCCCGGGUCCGCGACGGCUGUACGGGGCAGGCGGACCCGGGGCUGGCUUGCUGCGCAGAGCCGCCGGCAGCUCCUGUUUCGCCGGACUCGAGUCUUUUGCCUGGCCGCAACCCGCCAGUCUGCAGUCGGUGGAGACGCAGAGCACUAGCUCAGAGGAGAUGGUGCCAAGCUCGCCCUCGCCCCCUCCACCUCCCCGGGUCUACAAGCCGUGCUUCGUGUGCAAUGACAAGUCCUCUGGCUACCACUAUGGGGUCAGCUCUUGUGAAGGCUGCAAGGGCUUCUUCCGUCGCAGCAUCCAGAAGAACAUGGUGUACACAUGUCAUCGCGACAAAAACUGUAUCAUCAACAAGGUGACCCGGAAUCGUUGCCAGUACUGCCGGCUACAGAAAUGCUUUGAAGUUGGCAUGUCCAAGGAAGCCGUACGGAAUGAUCGCAACAAGAAGAAGAAAGAGGUGAAGGAAGAAGGGUCGCUUGACAGCUAUGAGCUGAGCCCCCAGUUAGAAGAGCUCAUCACCAAGGUCAGCAAGGCCCAUCAGGAGACCUUCCCCUCGCUCUGCCAGCUGGGCAAGUACACCACGAACUCCAGUGCAGACCACCGGGUGCAGCUGGAUCUGGGGCUGUGGGACAAGUUCAGCGAGCUGGCCACCAAGUGCAUCAUCAAGAUCGUGGAGUUUGCCAAGCGGUUACCUGGCUUCACCGGUCUCAGCAUUGCUGACCAGAUCACUCUGCUCAAGGCCGCCUGCCUGGACAUCCUGAUGCUGCGGAUCUGCACAAGGUACACCCCAGAGCAGGACACUAUGACCUUCUCCGAUGGGCUGACCCUGAACCGGACUCAGAUGCACAACGCCGGCUUCGGGCCUCUCACAGACCUCGUCUUUGCCUUCGCUGGGCAGCUCCUGCCGCUGGAGAUGGACGACACAGAGACAGGCCUGCUCAGCGCCAUCUGCCUCAUCUGCGGAGACCGCAUGGACCUGGAGGAGCCUGAGAAAGUGGACAAGCUGCAGGAACCGCUGCUUGAAGCCCUGAGGCUCUAUGCCCGGCGCCGGCGGCCCAGUCAGCCCUAUAUGUUCCCCAGGAUGCUCAUGAAGAUCACUGACCUCCGGGGCAUCAGCACCAAGGGAGCAGAAAGGGCCAUUACCCUGAAGAUGGAGAUUCCAGGCCCGAUGCCUCCCCUGAUCCGAGAAAUGCUGGAGAACCCCGAAAUGUUUGAGGACGACUCCUCGCAGCCUGGCCCUCACCCCAAGGCCUCCAGCGAGGAUGAGGUUCCCGGGGGCCAGGGCAGAGGGGGCCGCAGCCCCCAUCCUGACCAGGGUCUCUGACUUCCCCUGCCUUGGGGGUUGGGGCUCUAGGCAGCAGACUGACCAUCUCCCAGACACCGCCAGUGACUGGGGGAGGACCUGCUCUGCCCUCUCCCCACCCCUUCCAAUGAGCUCCUUAUUUUUGCCAAAGUUUCCAGGGGUGCCUCUGUGUUCAUCCCCAUCUUGCUCUAACCAGCUCCCUCUCCAGUCCUGGGGGCCUGCCCUGUUCCCUCCAGGAGAGAGGGCAGAGGGGUGAGCCUGGGUUUGGACUCUGAAAUCUUAGCACUGCCCCUCAGACACCAGGGUCCAGGCUCCCCAGGGCAGGAAGAAGACCCUUCAUUCCACAGCCCCUUCUUCUGCUGGGUGCUUAGGCCUCUGGGAGCAAACAGGAACACUAGAGACCAAAAAGGGGGCCAUAGGGGGAGGGCCGAGCCCACCCUCUUGCCCCUGUCCUUGGUGCCUAAUGCUGCGUGAGGCACCUGCCGGGUGCAUCCUGCCCGCUGUGCCCCAUCCUCAUGCCAGGUCAGAGUGGGGCAGCCCGGGCCCUGCAUUUCUGCUGGGGGGCGGGCAGAGGGUGAAAGGGACAGAUGUGGAUCACUCCGCACCUCUUCACUGGGGCCUCCGUUAUAAGCCCCCAGCCCUGUCACGUGCCUUGGGCCCCCCUGCCCCUCAUCUCAGCCACGGGGCAGGGACCCUCCUACACUACAGAGGGGCCAGGGGAUCCCUCUCCCCCUAGUGCCUUCCCCCUUGACCCCCCAGAGCAGCUUGGCCCAGGGAGAGGUGGGGUGGGCACUGCUUAGCUGAUCCCGCCCUGACCCAGAGGAAGCCUCUAUUUAUUUAUUAGCUUUUGUUUACACCCUGGAAUUGACCCCUUCCUCCAGGGGACUUGGGAGGGGGAGCCCAGGGCCCCUGUGACCCCUCCCUUCCUCCAAUCCCCAGUUUGUAUUUAGCUGCCAAAUAAGAUUCCCACUGGCUCCCCUUUUUCUCUGGGGGGUCCGGGUGCUGUCCCCUCCCCUCUGUUUACAUUUCUCCUCCACCCCCCACCCCCGCCCCGCUGUAUCGCAUAUUGCUGAGUUUUCUAUUUUUGCAAAAUAAAGUGAUGGAAACUCA
Messenger RNA from Bubalus bubalis (water buffalo), 3367 nucleotides. RefSeq names its product retinoic acid receptor gamma (gene RARG). The transcript is spliced from 8 exons. The coding region runs from base 935 to 2278 and encodes 447 amino acids. The record is from RefSeq and is a predicted model, not a curated record. Gene Ontology annotation, cellular component: transcription regulator complex; nucleus. Gene Ontology annotation, molecular function: RNA polymerase II cis-regulatory region sequence-specific DNA binding; nuclear glucocorticoid receptor binding; zinc ion binding. Lineage: Eukaryota; Metazoa; Chordata; Mammalia; Artiodactyla; Bovidae. Gene Ontology annotation, biological process: cellular response to corticotropin-releasing hormone stimulus; retinoic acid receptor signaling pathway; regulation of transcription by RNA polymerase II.